AUGUCUGCCUCAGAAAGUACGCCAACAACUGCGAGGCGCCAGACAUGCCGAUUUUCUCAGAUUAAAAUAAAGCCAAGACCACAUGGUAUUGGCACUUACACAUCGAAUUCAUCAUCAGAAUCUCCAAGACAAAGAAGUAUUUCAAAAAGAAGAGUUACUAAGUAUAAAGACGAGAAGCCACCUGAAAAGAUUCAAUCAUACAUUAAGGAAUCGCCACCAAAAGAGAAAAAGAAGGAAGAAACGGAUAAUGAUAAAAUCGAAAAAGUCGCAAGCCAGCUUCUUGAAGGCGAAUCUUUAGAUAUUGUCGAACCGAAAGAUCGUGCUAAUGUAAUUUCUUUUCUUAAACGCUACUCUUCUCACCAAGCACAAGCUCGAAAUUACGUCGAAGCUAAAAUCGCUUUAAAUAUCAUAGAUGGGCUUCAGCAAUACGGUAAUGUUGAGGAAAAACCAGAACCUGAUACAUCAAUUGAAGUUGAAACGGCUCUUGCAGAAGAAAAUCACGAUACGUUACAACAAUCUCAGCAAGAAGAACUUAAUUAUUUUGAUGAGCAGACUGAUAUGAAACGAAAAAUGCUAGUACUUCAGCAAAAGAAUAAAAUGGACGAAUUUGAAGAAGAAUGGGUACAUGAAAAGCCAAGAAAAUACAGAAAACCAUCUUCAACACUACUUGGAUAUUCACAAAUUGAAAAACAAGUAGCUUUGGCCGGUGAUUAUGAUUAUGCUCAGAAAAUUAAAGAUCAAUCAGAAGCUCAGACUAUAAAAGAAGCAGAAUUAGCUCAGAAAAGACUUAGACAAGAUUAUUUGAACGCCAAGAAGAAACUGAAACAAGAUCAGGCCCAGCAAAUGAAAAUUUUUGAAGAUACAAGGGCAAAUCAAAGAGAUAUCAUUGUUCAGAGACACCAAAGAGAAUUAAAUGUGACUAUGAAGAGAAUAGAUGUUGUUUACCUUCGUUCUAUGGAAAAACAUAGACAGGCAAAAACAUCAGCUAAUUCUCCACGAAGGCAAGCUGAUAAUGCUGGUUGUCGCAUCCUAAACUUAGGGCAGAAUAAUAAAACAAUUCUCUUACCAGAAUUAAUUCCUCCAAAUGACCCUAGAAUGAAAGAGAUCGAAGAUAAAGAAAAAGAAGCUAAAAAUAAGAAGAAGGAACAAACAGAGAAGAAGCUUAAACAGAAAUAUUCUGUUUUCUCACGUUAUUAUAGAACUGAAAUGGAUUCAAAAAAUUAA
Trichomonas vaginalis G3 is the source of this 1224-nucleotide messenger RNA. RefSeq lists its product as uncharacterized. Lineage: Eukaryota; Parabasalia; Trichomonadida; Trichomonadidae. The transcript has a single exon. Bases 1 to 1224 code for a protein of 407 amino acids. The record is from RefSeq and is a predicted model, not a curated record.